UUAGUAAAAAGAAUAAUAAUAAUUCAAAAAUUAAUAUUUUUUCUAAUAAAUAAAUCAAAUGAUCAAGUCCAUAGUUUAAUUGAACUUUAUUAAACAUUCAGUCUAUUUUAUUCACCUCAUACUAAAUUAUAGUUUAUUUAUAUGAACUGACUGAAUGUUAUAUUAUUUAUGAAAUUUAUUUUCAAUAUCCUACAUUCGUUUAUUGUAAGUUAGAGAUUUGAAAUAAGGAAUAUCUAGAAAAUUCUAUUAUAAAAAAAUUAAUAAACAGUACACCAUUUGUAUCAUCGUUUGUUUAAAUCGACGCUGAUUAAGUUAAAGUUGUAAUUUAUUAUUUUUUUAUUUAUUUUUAAUACUCAUUACCAUUUCAUUACAUUGUGUUUAUUAAAGUUUUAACGAUAAAAAACAAACAAACAAACCAACAAAAGAUACUUACAAAUCUUGAUUAAUUACAUAUCAUAUCUAUUGUAAAAAUUAAGGAAAUCAUUAUCACUGAAGAAACUAGAAAUAAUCUAUUACUUCAUUUUCAAUGAAUAUGCUGAUCAAUUUGACGUCUUCUUCCUCUUCUCCUUCCUCUUCUUCUUCUUCUUCUUUUUCUUCUUCUUCUUCUAAUGGUUAUAUUAAUGAUGUCAAAUUAAAUGAUAAUGGUGAAGUGAUCUUAAAACGUCGUGAAUAUUCAAAUACUAAAUGUUUAUAUUAUUUAUUUACUAAAUUCUUUCAAAAUACAACUGUUUAUCUAUAUGUUAUGACAUUUUUAUUUUCUGGUUUAUUUUGUUUAUCUAUAUUAUUCAUUAUAUGUUAUAUAAUAAUUAAUAAUUUAAUCAUUCUUAUAUUAAAUACUUUCAAUAUAUAUAUCAUCAAUAAUUAUAAAUUAUCAAUAAUCAAUAUAAAUUCAAUAAAUGAAUUUCAAUAUUCAAUUAUUAUUAUUUUAUUUAUUCUAUAUAUAAUUUAUUGGUUAUGGGAUUGGAAUUCAGAAAAUCAUGGUGGACAUCCAAAACAAUUUAUACGUUAUUUAAAAAUAUGGGAAUAUUUAGCAGAUUAUUUUCCAAUACAUUUAGUAAUUAGUAAAGAAUUUAUUAAAUUUAAUAAAAUUCAUAAUCAUCAUAUUAAACAUUAUUCUUAUUUUAUAAAUUCUAUUAUGAAUAAUGAAGAUUAUAAAAAUGAUAAUGAUUUUGAUAAUGAAUUAAUGAAAGAAAAUUUAUCUAUGAAUGUUAAUUAUUUGGUUGGAUUUCAUCCACAUGGAAUACUUGCUACAGGAGCAUUUAUUAAUUUUGCUACAGAAGCUACUGGUUUUUCAAAAGUAUUUCCUAGAUUUAAGCCAUAUUUAGCUAUAUUAAAAGCUCAUUUUAUAGCACCAUUUUAUCGAGAUUUUCUAAUGUUAUUCGGAAUGAUUGCUGCUACUAAGAAAGGAUUACAUUACCUUUUGGAUAAGAAUAGUUGCAAACAAACAGGGAAUUUUGUCGUUGUCGUUCUUGGUGGGGCUUCCGAAGCCUUAGAUUCAAGACCUGGAACAUAUGUGAUACACAUUAAUCAACGUUUUGGUUUUUUCAAGUUGGCCUUACAAACUGGAUCAUAUUUGGUACCGUGUAUAUCAUUUGGUGAACAAAGCUUAUAUCAUCAAGUUCCAAAUGAAAAAGGAUCAUGGAUACGAUGGCUACAGGAUAAAUUUACGUCGAUUUUUACCGUCGCGCUGCCUAUUUUCUAUGCUCGUGGUCCUUUUCCGUAUCGUAAACCAGUUUAUACUGUAGUUGGUGCUCCAAUUCAAUGCGAAAAAAUAAAUGAACCCACAGACGAACAGGUCGCACAUAUUAAACAAAUUUAUAUAGAAAAACUCCAAACACUAUUUGAAGAUUACAAGGUAAUUUAUGAUCCAGAAGCUAAUGAUAUUGAAUUUGUAUAAAUGAAAAACUUAUGUAUUUUUGAUUCAUUUAUCAAACUAUCGUAAUCAUGUAUUGAAGCAUUGAAUGGAAAAAGUUAGGAAUCACUAUUUCUUGAAUAGUAAAUUUUUAAAGAUCACGAUUGAAUUGUAUCUUUAUUGGAAAUUUUCUCUUAGUUAACUACAAUACUUACUAAAAGUGUUUAUCAUCUUUUAAAAUCGUAGUAGAGGAAAUGUUACAUAGACAAAAUAGCCACUUUAUAAAAUAUUGGGAAGCUCAUCUAUAUUAUAUGUGUUUCAAGUACUAUUGUUUCUCUACACCAACCAAUAAUAACAAUGAUUAUCUUUCACAUAUUUUUAUUAUCAUACAAAUUCAUUACAAUACUUCCUUCAUGAUCGUAAUAGUCAUGGUAUAAGUGAUUUGUUU
Messenger RNA from Schistosoma bovis, 2300 nucleotides. Lineage: Eukaryota; Metazoa; Platyhelminthes; Trematoda; Strigeidida; Schistosomatidae. The record is from the annotation of a GenBank genome assembly.